AUGGAAUUUGAAAGUCGGUAAUUCAUUUCUUAAAGUGAAUUCAAUCGCAGUGAAAAGUUGACAUUAACUACAAUACAAUAAUAUGUUUCUAUAAUUGUAUUAUUGUUGGCCCUGGGAGAUGCAAUCAUGUUAUUUGUUAUCAAUGGAUUCGUGUUAAAUUACAUCACUUUAAGCUAUGCUAUCAUAAAUGUGCUAAUAGUGUUGAUCUGCAUCGCAACUCUAGUUUGGAAUAACUAACAAAAAAACUAUCUAUGCCUCAACUGA
Paramecium tetraurelia is the source of this 264-nucleotide messenger RNA. RefSeq lists its product as uncharacterized. The transcript has a single exon. The record is from RefSeq and is a predicted model, not a curated record. Lineage: Eukaryota; Ciliophora; Oligohymenophorea; Peniculida; Parameciidae.